AAUUACUAAAAUUUGCUAAAAAUUACAGAGACUUCAACCACGACAAGCUCCUCCGCGCCCCACGUUCCCUCAACGACGCAGAGUGCUUGUUCGUGGCCGCCGAUACUGACGAGAAGUCCAUAGUGCAGGGAACCAGCCACCGCUUGCCAGGUCUUGAGAGGGCGGAGGGGACCUCGCUCGUGCGCCAGUGACAAGCGAUGGCUUUCUACGUCGAAUCGGCUUUUGGGAGAUCUACGACCUUCAGCGCUGCCUCAUCACCCGUCCACUUGUUUACGGUCUUGAGAGGGCGGAGGGGACCUCGCUCGUGCGCCAGUGACAAGCGAUGGCUUUUCUACGUCGAAUCGGCUUUUGGGAGAUCUACGACCUUCAGCGCUGCCUCGUCACCCGUCCACUUGUUUACGGUCUUGAGAGGGCGGAGGGGACCUCGCUCGUGCGCCAGUGACAAGCGAUGGCUCUUCUACGUCGAAUCGGCUUUUGGGAGAUCUACGACCUUCAGCGCUGCCUCGUCACCCGUCCACUUGUUUACGGUCUUGAGAGGGCGGAGGGGACCUCGCUCGUGCGCCAGUGACAAGCGAUGGCUUUCUACGUCGAAUCGGCUUUUGGGAGAUCUACGACCUUCAGCGCUGCCUCAUCACCCGUCCACUUGUUUACGGUGA
Molecule: messenger RNA, 656 nt
Organism: Penaeus vannamei (Pacific white shrimp)
Lineage: Eukaryota; Metazoa; Arthropoda; Malacostraca; Decapoda; Penaeidae
Source: RefSeq, a predicted model, not a curated record